AUGCAGGGGGGAUUUGGUCGGACUAAUUUCAACCAGACGAGUGGGUUGAGGCCGGGAUCGCAGAUGCGCCCCGGAUCGCAGAUGAGGCCUGGAUCGCAAAUGCGGGGUGCCCGCGUUGCCGGUAUGGGUGAGAGCUUGCAACAAGCCGUUUCGGUGAGUGCACAGGCCCCGGUGACACUAGAGGGGAUGCGUGCAGCCACACGGUCCGGUAACGCAGGACCAGGCCGCCAGGUGGGUGAUCGCAGUUACUAUAUUGGCUUACUGCGACCGAAAAUCACGGAGCUAACAACGGAGAUUGAGCGUCUCAACGAACAAGAGGAACUAAUCGUCAAAGGAGGCUCUGUUCUCACGCAACUGCAGCAGCGGAACAAGGCCCUGACGGAUGAGGCGGCAAAGUUGAAGGGGACUCUCGCUGAUAUUAAUUUAGCUUUGGAGAAGAGCACGACACAAGACCCCAGCAGCGUGAAGGACCAAGCAACAAAGCUAAACCAGGUGAAUGGGGAAAAGCGUAAACAAGUGGAUCAGCUCUUUCUCAAUGCCAAAGAAAUGGAGGCGCUGACGAAAAAGAAUACCCAAACAUUGGAAGAAGAAAUGCAAAACUUGGACCGUCGUAUUCUUGCGGAGAAUCAGGACUUCGGCUUAUACAAGGCAACGCGUGACGAAGCGUUCAAUGUGUCAGACGCUGUUCUUUCCCACCAGCACCAAAUACGCAUGCUAACGGCGAAGCAGGAGUUACUGAUGACGAAGCUUUCGACGGAUCCCGACAAGAAGCGAGCGGCUGAGGUGCUUCGUGGUAUUUUAUCUAAGCGUCAGUUGAAGGAGGAGUUAACCAAACAGUGUGCGCUUUCUGUGGAGGAGGAGCGACAACUUUUGAUCAAACAGGUGAAGACGGCCCGUGGGGACAUUGAGGUCCUUGAACGUCAGGUGAAUGAGACGCGCGAUGCUCUUAGCGAAUCAAAGAACCGCUGCGCCUCCCUGGAUGAAGAGUUGAAGAGUUACAGUGGGGAUAACAUUAAGGCAUUCCAGGAGCUACAGGAAAAGGACCGCGAACUGCAAAGCUUCAUGGACUCGUUUCCUGCUAAGUUGAAGGAGGAGAUGGACAAAAUUACCGAGGUGCAGAGGAACAUCGCGACACUGCUUGAGCGAAUCUCUCAAGCUUUAGAACUCAAGAAGCAAAUGCCACAAGAAGGGUCACCAAACGCCCUUCAAGCGCUAGAAAGUGAGGUAGACGCAAAGCGAAACCAGAUUGAGCACGACACAAUGACACACCAGCGACUUGAGAGGGAGUUGAUGGACCGCAAGGUUGAACUUGAGAAGGUGGAGAACUUGGACACAAAGAUCAAGGCGGAGCUGCAGGCACACGCUCUUAAGAUGGAAGAGCAGUCACAAGAGAUGAUCAAAUACGGUGACAUGGACGGAUUGCGCCGCAACGUGGACGCCCGCCGCACGGAACUUCUCAAUGAAAGAACAUUCUUGAUAAAGCUGCGUGACUCAAGCAAGCAGCAACUAAAUGUGCUUAGUGGAACAGUCGACACUUUGCGCAAGCAGUUGAAUGAAGACACUUCGUACCGGUCCAUGUCCACACUUGAGGGACGCCUGCGGCAACUGCGUCAGUCCUCUUUCACACUCGAAGAAUUUGUUCGUUUGAAGGGGAGGGAGAGCUACUUCGUUGGAUUGAAGACAGAGUGCUUGCGUCUUGUGGAUGAGAUUAAUAUACUUCUAAAAGAAACAGAGCAGGCGCGUGGCACCUCCGUGGGCGGAGGUGCGGUCCUGAUGGUUGGUGACCGCUGA
Molecule: messenger RNA, 1791 nt
Organism: Trypanosoma brucei brucei TREU927
Lineage: Eukaryota; Euglenozoa; Kinetoplastea; Trypanosomatida; Trypanosomatidae
Exons: 1
Coding region: 1-1791 (596 amino acids)
Biological process (GO): intraciliary transport involved in cilium assembly; cilium assembly; proton motive force-driven ATP synthesis
Cellular component (GO): centrosome; cilium; intraciliary transport particle B
Molecular function (GO): proton transmembrane transporter activity; beta-tubulin binding
Source: RefSeq, a predicted model, not a curated record